ACAGUGCUGCACUGGGCAGCUUGGAAAGGGAAUGAAGAGGUGGUGCGACUACUAAUACAGAGAGGGGCGGACGUCGAAGGGAAGGAUAAUAUUGGAGAAACAGUGCUACAUUUUGCAGCUCUGGGAGGGAACGAGGCGGUGGUGCGGCUACUAGUAGAGAGGGGAGCAGACGUUAAGAAAGAGGAUAAUAGUGGAGAGACAGCGUUG
Bipolaris oryzae ATCC 44560 is the source of this 207-nucleotide messenger RNA. RefSeq lists its product as uncharacterized. The transcript has a single exon. Lineage: Eukaryota; Fungi; Ascomycota; Dothideomycetes; Pleosporales; Pleosporaceae. The record is from RefSeq and is a predicted model, not a curated record. Gene Ontology annotation, cellular component: cytoplasm; nucleus. Gene Ontology annotation, molecular function: protein binding. The annotation marks the transcript as partial.